Daucus carota subsp. sativus is the source of this 779-nucleotide messenger RNA. RefSeq lists its product as uncharacterized. Gene Ontology annotation, cellular component: cytoplasm. The transcript has 4 exons. Gene Ontology annotation, molecular function: protein-disulfide reductase activity. The coding region runs from base 86 to 589 and encodes 167 amino acids. NCBI's taxonomy places the organism in Eukaryota, Viridiplantae, Streptophyta, Magnoliopsida, Apiales, Apiaceae. The record is from RefSeq and is a predicted model, not a curated record.
AUUAUAAGAUUGGUUUGGAACGAUUUGGUGUCUUGUCUUCAUUUUGCGAAACUCAGGGAAUCCAUAUAGAUAAUACACAGCUUGGAUGGCGAUUUUAACAAGUACAGCAGCAACAACAAGCGUUCAGUCGUGGAAUAUCGGUGGCGUAAAGGCCUUUGCAGCUUCAACCUCACCAUCAUUUCUUAGAUUCCCCCCUCAACUUGCCUUCUCUAAUCGCCCUCUUACCUCCACUUCACGCCCUCCAUUUUCCACUCUGGUUAAAGCAAAGAAGCAAUCAUUUUCAACUUUUGAUGAAAUGCUGGCAACUUCUGAAAAACCUGUACUGGUGGACUUCUAUGCAACCUGGUGUGGUCCUUGUCAAAUGAUGGUCCCUAUCCUUAAUGAAGUUAGUGCUUCUUUGGAAGACAAAAUUAUGAUUGUAAAAAUUGACACUGAGAAGUACCCAGGCAUUGCAGAUAAAUACAGCAUCCAGGCAUUGCCAACUAUGAUCAUUUUUAAGGAUGGGAAACCCUGUGAUCGCGUGGAGGGUGCUUUGACUGCAAGCCAGCUUAUUCAGCGGAUUGAGACCACACUGAAAGUAAAGCAGUAAGUGUCGAGGGAAUUCUACUGUAAAGCAGUUUCGAGUUGAUCAUCAGAUUCAAAUCACAAUAUUAUACUUUAAAUUAUGUUAAAGUUGCCUGAGUAGUCUGACUGAAGUUUAGUACACUUUGAUGUUAUAUUUGGAUUUUUUUUUGUACUGUGACAUAGGGAACAGUACAACUAAACUCAUGUUCAUACCA